This is a messenger RNA of Odobenus rosmarus divergens (Pacific walrus), 2345 nucleotides long. It is a transcript of the gene MTCP1, whose product is annotated as cx9C motif-containing protein 4-like. The record is from RefSeq and is a predicted model, not a curated record. Lineage: Eukaryota; Metazoa; Chordata; Mammalia; Carnivora; Odobenidae. Gene Ontology annotation, molecular function: protein serine/threonine kinase activator activity. The coding region runs from base 625 to 948 and encodes 107 amino acids. Gene Ontology annotation, biological process: positive regulation of peptidyl-serine phosphorylation. The transcript has 5 exons.
GCACCUGGGAGACGCCCGCGCCGGUUGGGGCAGGCGUGGCCGUGGGGCGGAGGGCGGUAGCCGGCCGCGGUCGGGGCGUCAGGCCGGGUGGCGGGGUGGGCAGGGAGGCGGCGCUUGCGGGUCGUGGGCCGACGUGCUCUGUGAGCGGCGCCCCGGCGGCCGGGCUGGCGCCUCUCGAGCGCCCGCGCCCAUUUUGCCCGCCCGCUGAAGAGAGCCGUACGCGGCCUACACGCUCCGGGGACAGCCCUUUAAGGCGGCCUCGCCGCGCGCGCCGGCCUCCUGAGCCAGGGGGGACGCUCUUUUGAAAUUCGGUCCUAAGACAGUUCAGGUUUUAUUUUAUUUCGCUUUGUUUCCAAGUUACGGCCCCUGAAUUUUGUACAACUCUCCCUGGACCACUUCCGGUUGCCGGCCCUCGCCUCAUAACUUCGGUUCGGGUGACCUCGGCCCGGGAUGCCCCUCGGCUCGCCCCAGGCUCACGUCCCGAUCCUGGCUUGAGUGGCCCAGGGCGGGGGACCUGGAAGUUUUAGCCUCGCUGCUCCUGAGGCGGAUUAAUUAGCCCAAGAAACAUUAUAUUCAUGCUUAGGUGGAGAAAAGCAGGGCUAGAAUUGGAACCCAAAGCCCAGAAUGGCAGGAGAGGAUGUGGGGGCUCCACCCGAUCACCUCUGGGUUCACCAAGAGGGUAUCUACCGCGACGAAUACCAGCGCACGUGGGUGGCCGUCGUGGAAGAGGAGACGAGUUUCCUAAGGGCACGAGUCCAGCAAGUUCAGGUUCCCUUAGGUGACCCAGCUAGGCCAAGUCACCUUCUUACCUCCCAGCUACCUCUCAUGUGGCAACUCUACCCUGAGGAACGCUACAUGGAUAACAACUCUCGCUUGUGGCAGAUUCAGCAUCAUUUAAUGGUCAGGGGAGUACAGGAGCUGUUGCUUAAGCUUUUGCCUGAUGAUUAACCUGGUGCUGGGAUUCUAGGAAGAUAUGCUCCUCUGUUCUGUUCAGUAUAUGGCAAUCACUUCAUCCACCACUGCAGUGCACCCACCUGUGGGCCUGUGGGGAGGGAGUGGGUUGAAAAACUGCUCAAGAACACAGAAGCUUAGGAAGGGUCAUGAAGAACACCACAAAUGGAACUGCAGAGAGGGGGUUACGUAGGCAGAAAGCAAGUCAACAAAAGCACUUAGUCAGGAUACGUAACUUGAAAUUGACUCCUUUGGAAAUUGCCAUAGAACCUUUAAUGGACAUCAUCAGCUGGAACUGGGAUCUGAUGAAUCCCACAAAAGUCAGCACCUGCUACAGAACAGAUGCCCUGAUCACCAAGGACUUGGUACUGAUUUAGAGAGAAGAGAGCAGCUCCUAGCAGCAUCAACAUCUAUUUGUCGCUUAUUUGCCCUGCAGCAAUUCACCUGCCUUUCCUUCCCCCAUCCUGUAAAUAUCCUAGGUUUUGCUCCAGUGUUUCCCCUCCCAGUACUGACCUAACUUGGAUCUACUGAGAACUUAGGGGGCUCUGAAAAAAGAGGAGGUUAUUUGAAUUAAUGAAAUUAGCUGCAAAGGCUCCUGGGCCUUUUUCCUUUCUGAAAUUGUGCCUUCAAAUUAUUAGAGGUUGCUAAUCAAAAUCGUGGGCACUUCAAUUCAUUCUCUGGUUACAGAUAUUUUAAAUAAGUUAGUUUCUGUAAGAGCUCCAAAAAUUAUUUUAGCUGCUUAACUAGCACCUUUCUCAGGAAGUAAUAGCACCAAAUAUUGCUGAUUCCUAGGAAAGCAUUUACUACCUGAUAAAGAAUUUUCUGAGUUAAAGUAGUCAACUGUUUAUGUACAUUAAAAGUAAGGUUUUACUUUCUAAAAAAUCUUGGGAAUCAUAGCUACCAUGUAUUGAAUCCUUACUGCCUUCCUUCCAGGCACUAUUCUGUGCACUUUAUAUACUUUAUCACACUUAAUCCUUCCAUUAAUGCUUUGAGGUAGGUAGGAAUGGUCCCCGUUUUACUCAUGAAUUAUAAGGAAAAAGGCUCAAGGAGUUUAAUCAUUUACCAAGGGUGGUUCUGUGAAUGAUAGAUCUGAGCAGUGGACAGGCCUAUUUGGCUGUGGCAUCGGCUCCUCUAGCCCACAAUUGGUUUACAAUAUUCAAGAUGAGGUGAUUGAAUUCAAGGUUUUAUUUUCAUGUAAAGCUAUUUAUGUCUUCCAAAUUGAAUGAAAUGGAUAUUAUAAAAAUACAGUUGAUUCAUCCUAUGAAUGGGAAGAGUAUUUUUUAGUGCAAUUGUUUUCUAGCGUACCUGGUUGUCUCAGAAGAAAAUUCCAUCUAGAGGGGCUUUAAAGUCUUUAUGGAUAAAAGACAAAAUAAAAAUCAUUUUUCUUAUUUUAG